GCAUGUGUUGUGGUUGCGCAGGAGGUGUAUCUGUGACAGCUAGAAAGGCAAAGCAAAGCAAAUCAUAAGAAAUAUUUUACUCUUAUUUAGUUUUUGCUCUGUUUCCGAUGAACAUUUAAAAUAAUAACAGAACAAAUAUGUUCAGUAUUUGAAUUAGUGUUUGCAGUACCUGCGUAUAAAUUUAUUAAUAAAUCAUAAAAUGGCCACCGUUUUUGAUAGUCCUUUCAUUCGACAACGUUUGCAUCGUUUGCGGCAUCGCGAUUUUGACUUGGACGAAGAUCAGAGAUUUGGUCGAUGUGAUUGUACCAGUUAUUCCUAUUUUGUUCUAUCGAUGGUACUAUUUUCUGUAGGUACCGUUAUAACAGUCCUAGCCUUGGGAGACACAGAUGGCUACAUACUAAACAACUUAGGACACAUGUGGCUUGUUGGACCAAUAUUUAUUUGUUCUGGGAUGAUGGUUGCAGUUAAGAGCAUGCUUUAUUUACGAAGGAAGAGUGUUAUACAAAUGCUUUUACAUCAGCGUGCAAUUAUCAGGGACAUGGCAGCUGUACAGGCAGAGCAGACAUUUGGAGGCCAAGUACCUAGAACAGCCUCAAGCGCUACACUUCCUCCAUCAUAUGAUGCUUUAAUUGCCAGUGCUACUACAAGUAAGCCUCAGCCUUCAGGCUCGGAACCACCUCCACCCACAUACGAUGAAGCUAUGUACCUUAUUGAUGACGAAAAACUAAGAAUGGAAAAUAGAAUUGAGCAUAGUGCUAAACAAGAAACCAGUGACCAAACUUCUAGCAUCAACAAUGAUAUUAAUUUUAAACCGUGAAUUGAUUUACUUAAUUUUUUUGUUUACAAUAGUCAUGUAAGUAAAACUUAAUUCUUCCUUUGUACUUAUAAUUUGCAUUAGUGAACUAUGUAAAUUGAUAGUAUUCUCAGAUGUGCCUAAAUAUUGACUUGUUGGCUAUAUUGUUAAUAAGGUAUUUUAGAUAAUUAAGGGAAGCCUUAUAGCUUAAGAUGAUAUAAUAUGAAUUUGAUAAAGUUUUACCCUGGAUAUUUUGAAUAGCAAUAUGGAUUCAUAUAAAUGUAUUUUAGAAUGUAUCAAAGUAUGAACAAAAGUAGGUAUCAAAUUGUUUUUCAAGAUUAAUCUGAAGUUAAAAAUGCAAGUAGGAGUGCACUUAAAUGCAAGUAUUAAGUCUUGUCCUGUUUUUAACCGGGCUUGCCAAAAAGUUUGUGUGCCUAAAACUUUAUAUGGUGGAUAUGACAUUAUUUUUGUAUCAUAUUUUUAUUGAAUAAUAUUUGAAAUGAUGGAUAAAAUAUUUGCUAUAAUUAUCAUAAUGUUUUCAAUGAUAGUGUAUUUUGCAUGUUAAAAAAGUGAUUUAUAAAUUAAUUACAUAUUUGCAAUCAAAAUUGUAAAUCUUAUUUGGGUUUGCAGUGCAGCAUGUACUUUAAGAAAUAUUAAUAAAAAAUAGGCUUCACCACAGUAACAUUAGUUUCCGAGACCAAAAUCCUUGUAUAAAACAUAUAAUCCCACACAUUACCUUUGACAAAACAGAGAUAAAAAUGUGAUUGAUACAGGAAUUUUGUUUUGAGAAAUCAAUGAUUACUUAUGUAAUAAGGAUAGAAAGACACAGAAAAUCAAUAUUUAAAAUUUUAUUAAGCGAUGAACAAUAAGAAUUUAUAAUAAUUUUAAACUGUGAUCAUAUACUAUUAGUGAUAAACUAUAGUAUACUCAGAUAAUACAUUGAACUUGCUAAGAUAUAUUUGAUUAUUCUAAAUUUAUACAAUUGUUGCACUCUACCCUUUAUUUUUGGCCUAUAUUUUUGGACUUAGACAGUUUUAAUACUGUAGAAGUUUUCCUUUGAGUUAUAUUAAUUUAAAUUCUAUUAUGACUCAUUGUAAAAUAUAGUAAAACCUAUAGUAAAGGAAUACAAUGUGAUGUUAGACCUUUUGCCUAUAAAAUAAAACUGGUAAAGUUACUAGCUUCCAUUUUUUUUAGACUUCUCAUCCCAUUCACUAUUCAGAAAGGAAGAGAACAAAAGCUUCAUUGAAGUUGUAUUAUAUAUGAUUUAUGAAGGAUUGUACAUAUAUCCAUUUGAUCAACUCCAGUUUACAAAUUCCAUAAAUAAAAAUCUGCUUGAUUGUUUAGUAUAGAAUCUUACCAAUGAGAGAGAAAAAAUAACAAGAUAGGUAAUAUCAGUCUUAGGGUUUUGUUAAAUAAUAAUUGUCCUAUUUCCUUGCAUUUCAGUUUUAAGGUUAAUUUACAAUGUUUUAUUUAAUUCUAAUUUUUAAACAUAAAUAACAUUUUACAAUAAUUUCUUUUGUUUACAAAUGGAAGUCAGUCAAAACAAAACCUCGAAUAGAUUACUGGUCUGAUUUUGCACAUGAUGCAAAGACUGAAGCAUUUAUAUGUAUUAUUGUUGGAAAUUUAUAUAAAGAGCAAUGUUUUGUACAUAUAAUAGUUGUAAUAUUGAUCUGAUAAAAUACAGAAAGAGAAUUACAUCUUAAUAUGUAUUAUUCAAUUGUUUUAUAAGUAAUUGUACUUUUACAUAAUUAAAUGCAAAAAUUAUUUGUUUAAAUUUACUAUGUUAAUUAAAAAUGACUUAACGGGUUUAUGCUCAAUCAACUUUUUGUUAUGAGGCUAUUUUUUUUUGUAAUAAAUGUGUACAGCAACUCCCUUGAAAUUUAAAAGUCAAGUGCAAAGAGAGAUGAAAUACAGUGAUUCAAGCAAUUUUUUUUAAGUACUAUCAGUUAAGAUUUGUUGAUAACUUGUAACACUGAUUGUUUGAAAUACUGCAUUGCAUUUAUCUAGUCAAGAAAUUGAUUUUAUGAAUUAAUUUAUAAUUAAUUGCUUACUUCACUAAAACAUAAAUUACAUAUUCUUUUUCUCAU
Molecule: messenger RNA, 2880 nt
Organism: Papilio xuthus (Asian swallowtail)
Lineage: Eukaryota; Metazoa; Arthropoda; Insecta; Lepidoptera; Papilionidae
Exons: 2
Coding region: 200-817 (205 amino acids)
Source: RefSeq, a predicted model, not a curated record